Molecule: messenger RNA, 1222 nt
Organism: Symsagittifera roscoffensis
Lineage: Eukaryota; Metazoa; Xenacoelomorpha; Acoela; Convolutidae
Exons: 2
Coding region: 20-1018 (332 amino acids)
Source: RefSeq, a predicted model, not a curated record
GUGAUCGCUUAUAUUGACUAUGUCUUCCUCUCGUCAAGUUGGAGCUGCAGCCUCAAACUCAAAAGGGUCGCCAGCUGCCAAAUCUUCUGCCCCCGCCCACUACCCGCUUUUUACCCCUAGUGGAAUGCUUGCCCGACUCAGCGAAAGAGUCGAAAGAACUGUUGCCUCUCUUGACAAACAGGCUUCGUCUGGGAAUGUUUUAAGCUCUGCUUUUUACUCAAUUGUUUUGGGACUGCCUUUGAAAAUGUGCAGAUUUGUUUUAUUUGGACUGGGAAGCGCUUUAGGAGUGAAGCAGCGAGCUAUUGUGAACGUGCAGCGCAAGUAUAAAACCCGACGAUCAGCGGGACGAAAGUCGAAGAAUGGAGAUAAAACAUUGGAAGGCGAUGACUUGAACGUAACGCCCGAAGAUGGAGUCAAAUUUGACUUCGGAAACUCGCCCAAUGCGGCUAGACAGUUGAGCGGAAUUUCGCCUAGUAAGCGGCCGAUGCUGUCUUCCCAGAGUGAUGCUGAUUAUGACGAUGAGAGUUCAUGUGAAGAGGAUUCGGAACAAGACGAGAUAAUUGACCAUGUGAAUCUCUUGAACCAAAGUGAUGAAUGCUACAAGUCGGAGGAUGACUCGGACUUUGUUCCUCCAUCUGAGUCUGAAGAGAAACUUGAUAUAGACGAAGAUAUCGAAGUUAACUCCUCUUGCGAGUCGGAACCUCCUUGUGAACAAGUGCCUCAACAGUCGCCAUGUUUGACUGAUCACUCAGUAGUGGAAUUGACUUUUGACGAGAAGGAUUCGGACGCAUCGUUGCGAGUCGCUGAGUUGAGAGAGAACCACGAGGUUACAGGCAUGACGAAAAACAAUCAUCAAGAGUCCUCUGGUAAAGUUGAACAAGAGAGUUUGGAUGGUGAAAUGCCUUUGAAGUCGACCGAAAACAUUGGUGAUGUUGAUUUGAAUGCUAAUGAUCUCGCAAAGCAUAAAAUUCCUGAAGUCGAACAAUUGGAUCAAGAAAAUGCGCCGCAACAUGCUUGAAAGUUGUUUGUCGUGUAAUUGAAACGUGACGUACGGUUUAGUGAGUUUUGAUUGAAUUUGCUUAAUGUAGUAAAAAGGUUGAACAUGUGCUUUUUUUAAUUACUAAGUGCAAUUGAUGUUGAUAGUAGUAAAUCUGUAAUUACCCAUUCCAAAAUUUGAUGCGCCAAAGUGAUAUGGUUGACUUGAACUUGAAUUUGAAUUUUA